AUGAUACUACCAAGGCCCUUUUUAGUACAGGAAGGCAUUGUCCUAGGUCAUAAGGUGUCCUUCAAAGGCAUCAAAGUGGACCCUGCUAAGAUAGAUUUGAUAAGGACUCUUCCUGUACCUACCUCGGUCACUAGAGUACGGUCCCUUCUAGGGCAUGCGGGGUUCUACAGGCGUCUCAUCUUAGGAUUUUCGACCUUAGCUAAACCUUUAAAUGAAUUGCUUCAGAAAAAUGUCGAACUUAACUUUGAUGAGAGAUGCCUCAAUGCCUUUAACCGUUUAAAGCAAGCUUUGAUUUCUGCGCCCAUAGUACAAGUUCCUGAUUGGAGCUUGCCAUUUGAACUGAUGUGCGAUGCCAGUGAUAUCUCUGUAGGUGUAGUUCUUGGACAGAAAAAGGAAGGAAGGCACCACGGCAUAUGCUAUAUCAAUAAAACACUUGACCCAGUACAGCGUAACUACUCUAGUACGGGAGAAGGAAAUGAUAGAAAAGGAAGUGAAAAUGUAGUAGCCGACCAUCUGUCUAAGUUACCCGAGCCUAAUGAUGACUCCCCCUCUAUCCAAGAUGAAAUGGUUGAAGAAACUUUGAUGACAGCAUUGGUUGUUGGGAAGGCCCCUUGGUUCGUAGAUAUUGCAAAUUAUUUAGCUUGUGGGGAGCUACCCGAGUUUGAAUCUAGAGCGAUGAAAGCUAGCUUUCUUCGGAAGAGUCGGGAAUUUUUUUGGGAUAACCCCUAUUUGUUUCAUGCCUGCGCUGACGGCAUCAUCCACCGUUGUAUCACUGAAGAGGAGGUCCCCAAGGUUCUCACUCAUUGCCACUCAUACGCGUGUGGCGGCCAUCAUGGGAUCAUGAACACUGCUGCUAAGGUCGCCACCGCGGGAUUCUAUUGGCCAACCUUGCAUAAAGAUGUUGAAGCGUUUGUGAAGAGCUGUGAGAGGUGCCAAAAGGUUGGGAAUAUCUCCAUGAGGAAUGAGAUGCCUCAAAACUACAUCCUAGAGUGUGAAGUAUUUGAUUGCUGGGGUAUUGACUUCAUGGGCCCCUUUACAUUGUCUUAUGGGAACGGGUACAUUUUGGUAGGGAUAUAUUAUGUAUCUAAGUGGGUGGAGGGCAUUGCCUCGCCUACAAAUGAUCACAAGAACGAGCUAAACAAGUUGUUGAAGAAGUACGAAGUCGUGCACAAGGUUGGUGCGCCUUACCAUCCCCAAACUCAAGGGCAGGUAGAGGUCGCCAACCGGGAGAUUAAGAAGAUCCUAGAGAAGGUGGUUAACCCGAGCAGGAUAGAUUGGUCUCUCAAGUUAGGUGAUGCUCUUUGGGCGCACCGUACAUGCUACAAAACCCCAAUUGGAACCACCCCGUUCCGGCUGUUUAAUGGGAAGUCUUGCCAUUUGCUAGUGGAACUGGAGUGUAGAUCUUGGUGGGCGAUCUAA
Amaranthus tricolor (Joseph's coat) is the source of this 1419-nucleotide messenger RNA. RefSeq lists its product as uncharacterized. Gene Ontology annotation, molecular function: nucleic acid binding. Gene Ontology annotation, biological process: DNA integration. The record is from RefSeq and is a predicted model, not a curated record. Bases 1 to 1419 code for a protein of 472 amino acids. NCBI's taxonomy places the organism in Eukaryota, Viridiplantae, Streptophyta, Magnoliopsida, Caryophyllales, Amaranthaceae. The transcript has 3 exons.